Messenger RNA from Frieseomelitta varia, 1930 nucleotides. RefSeq names its product lysophospholipid acyltransferase 5 (gene nes). The transcript has 8 exons. Gene Ontology annotation, biological process: lipid modification; phosphatidylcholine biosynthetic process. Gene Ontology annotation, cellular component: membrane. Bases 227 to 1648 code for a protein of 473 amino acids. Gene Ontology annotation, molecular function: lysophospholipid acyltransferase activity; 1-acylglycerophosphocholine O-acyltransferase activity. Lineage: Eukaryota; Metazoa; Arthropoda; Insecta; Hymenoptera; Apidae. The record is from RefSeq and is a predicted model, not a curated record.
UUUAACAUUAUUGUGCAGCUGUGCAGUUUCCAUUGUUACUUUUCGUGGCUCUAGUAUCGAUCUUCGCUAACCUUACAAGUGAUAGGUGAUGUUAUCAUUACAGAAUGUAAAUCAAAUUUUGUCCUGAAGUAUCAUUGAUAGAAACGAAUUUAAUUUUAAUAAUAAUAUGGAACUAAUUCAAGAAGUUAACGUAACAAAAUAAAAGGCUAUUUUAAAAGAAUCAACAAUGUCGAAUAGCAUAUUGUUAAAUAUCUCGGAAAGUUUAAAUGCAUCUGAAGCUGCACUUCGUCUUCUUAUCUCCAUAUUCCUUGGAUUACCGAUCGCUCUUCUUCACAGAUAUACUUUAUACGGAAAAUGUCCAGUUUGUCAACAUAUAUUUUUCGCAACCUGUGGCGUUUUGAUUUGCUUAUGGAAUUAUGGAUUUAAUAUACUUCAUUCAGCAGCGACGGUGUACGUCACUUAUCGGGUCUUAAAACGUCUUGGUGGUUCGUCCCUGUCUGUUAUUAUUAUUUUCAUCUUCAAUAUGGCUUAUCUUCUAUGUGGAUAUUAUAUGACAAGUACAGAUGACUAUGAUAUAAAGUGGACUAUGCCACAGUGUGUAUUAGCUCUGCGAUUAAUUGGUCUCUCGUUCAAUUUACUAGACGGUCAAAAAUCCGAAGAAAAGUUGUCUGCAUCGCAGAAACAAGUGGCCUUGAAAGAACAACCUACGUUUUUAGAGAUUGCAGCAUUUACAUAUUUCCCAGGAUCGUUUCUCGUUGGGCCACAAUUUAGUAUGAAACGAUAUUUAGACUAUGUACAUGGCCGAUACACGCUGAUCGAUAAGGAUUCUAAUUCUGUGAAGGAAGAAAUUGAACUUCAUGAUUGCAUUAUUCCUGGUAUUUCUCGAAUGUUCCUCGGAUUCAUAUACUUGAUAUGCUACCAAUUAGGGACUUCAUACAUUCCCAAUCAAUAUCUAUUGAGUACAGAAUUCCAGGAACAGACAUUUUUCAAACGUCUUUUCAUAAUUGGCUUUUGGGGCCAUGUCAAUCUUUACAAAUACAUUUCUUGCUGGUUAUUAGCUGAAGGGGUUUGUACAAUUUUUGGUUUAACAUAUAAUGGAAAGAAUAAGGAUGGUCGUCCGUUGUGGAACGGUUGUGAAAAUGUAAAGUUGUUGAAAUUUGAAACAGCAAGUCAUUUUAAUGAUUACAUUUUGUCAUUCAAUAUAAAUACCAAUACUUGGUGCGCGGAAUAUAUUUACAAGAGGUUAAAAUUUUUGGGUUCAAAAAUAUAUAGCCAAUUUUUCACUCUGGUUUUCCUCGCAGUAUGGCAUGGAUUUCAUUCAGGAUAUUAUUUGUGCUUCUUCCUUGAAUUUGUGAUCACGUUCGCUGAGAAAGAUUUGACUCAAAUAUUGACGAAGCAGCAGAAAUUACAAAGCUUGUUAAAAAAUCAUCCAGCACUUCAAAUACUUACACGGAUUCUGAUGAUGAUGCACACAUUUGUUUUUAUGGGUUACAGUCUUAUUUGUUUUAUAUUUUUGUCUUACUCUCGUUAUACUCACGUUUAUUCUUCCGUUUAUUAUUGUGGUCAUAUAAUAUAUUUGACCUAUCCUUUUAUUUCUAUAUUCAUCAAGAAAUUUUUUUUUAAAAAACGUCCCAAGAAGCUUGAGUAGUAAUAUAACAAAAUUUCUGAACAAGUUUUAUUGUUUUAUUAAUGAUAUUAAUGGUAUUAAAAAAAAAUAAGGGAAAAAAUGGGAAACGAGAAUGGGAAAUGGGAAAUGGGAAGGAAUAAUAAAAAAUACUUUGUCUUCAAUCGCACAUAACUUGUUAAAGUACAAGAAUAUUUACAAACUAUUUUUGAAGAGCGCUAAUUACUAUAGUAAAAUAUACAAUAAAUUUUGUAUGAAUGUUACGGAGGAUUGCAAUUUUCGUAAAAACGAAAGAAAAUUUAUAUU